Molecule: messenger RNA, 2369 nt
Organism: Dermacentor silvarum
Lineage: Eukaryota; Metazoa; Arthropoda; Arachnida; Ixodida; Ixodidae
Product: sulfotransferase ssu-1
Exons: 2
Coding region: 135-1082 (315 amino acids)
Biological process (GO): sulfation
Cellular component (GO): cytoplasm
Molecular function (GO): sulfotransferase activity
Source: RefSeq, a predicted model, not a curated record
CAUCAAGCGCCUGCAGUGAAUGUCGAUAAAGCGUAUAUAAUGUGCUGCUAGCUGAAGACUCCCAAUGUCCACGUGGUGCAUCACGGAGCAAGCUUCUGAAGUCAAACACCAUUUAGAGCUCCCUUCUACUGGUCAUGGCAGCGGAAAUUUACCGGACAAUCGGUGGCGUAUUUCUGCCCAAGCACUUCUCUGAUGAAGCCGUGUUGUCUACCCUUGCUUAUAGGCCGCAACCGGGCGACUUGUUUAUUGUGAGCUACCCUAAAUGCGGCACCACAUGGAUGCAGAACAUCGUAUACAACAUCCUGAUGGACGCAGAAGAACCCAAAGAUUUCCUGCAGCAGGCCUUGCAACUUCCCUUCUUGGAAAUGCAGGGUGCCGAGGCCGCUGUGUACGCUCCCAAGCCGGCAGCUUUCAAGACCCACCUAAGCUUUCAGAAGAACCCGUACUCGCCUGAGGCAAAGUACAUCUACAUCGCCAGAAACCCUUACGACUGUUGCGUGUCUUUCUACUACCACACCAAGAACAUUCCACUGUACCAAUUUGAGAAUGGAACUUUCGAUGAGUUCUUUGAAAUAUUUUUGCAAGGACGGGUGGAUUUCGGGGAUUAUUUCGAGAACGUUCUCUCCUGGUACGAACACCGGAAUGACCCCAACGUACUCUUUCUUACCUAUGAAGGACUUAAGAAAGACAUAGUCGGACAAAUACACCGUAUCGCUGCUUUUAUUGGCGAAGACAAAGAGCGAAGACUUAAAGAAAACCCAGAGCUGCUCCACCGAAUUCUAGAGAAUACCAGCUUGGAGCAUAUGAGGAAAAAAGUGAUUCUGAGCGCUCAGACUGCGCCGCUCGAAGUAAACGAAUCACAGCUACUGGAGAGCAUCAGGCCUGAGCUUCGAAAAGGUUUCAAAACCAUCAUCGGCCUUUCAAGAAUGCCAAUGAAGGGAGACUUUGUCCGCACGGGACAAGUGGGAGACUGGAAGAACCACUUCUCUCCAAAUCAGAUAAUCCGCAUGAAAGCCAAGAUAGCCGAGGCAACAAAAGGGUCUGACGUCAUGAACCUAUGGAAAGACAUAGAUAUUCCAUAAGUGUUUAUGGCAUCUCCAUGUAGAUAAGUGAGUUGCCCUAGUAUAAAGAAGAAACAAUCUUCUUGAGUUGUCAUUGUCUCAUUUAGCGAAGAAAGCGUUUAGUGUCGAAGCUUCAAACUUUGACUCAGGGAGUCGUACUGCCUUGACUGCUAAAGCUACCUCUCAAUCAUAGUGUGAAUAAUGCGUGACGAAUAGGAGAGCAAACUGUUCCACUGAUGCAAGUGACAGUCCCAAAUAUCGAUAUUCGCGCAUGCACCUUUCGAUGAAACAAAACUAUACAACGGAUACAAAGAAAACAACGAGGCCAACGUUUAAGAGAAUUGAUCAUACGGGAUUAUAUAUACCAGUGUAAAAAGCACAAAAUUUAACUCUUACAUCUGUCCGAGGUGAUAUUGUUCUUGUUGCGAUAAUAUUGUUAUGUUGCAGCCUGAAUAUCGAUCUUGUUCAGUGAAAAAUUCAUCAGGAUAUAAUUUUGGUGAAACAAGCCGUAAUGUGCCGCAGGGAAUUUUGAGAAAAACUCAGCACAAUGGGAAAAUAAACCAAACGCUUAAUUAUCACAGCCUCAACCGGAAAAGCACGCAGUACCUAAAAUAUCCUUGUAAACCUCAAUAUCCUUGUGCUUGUUUUACAGUUGUAUAAAUCAUCCGAAUUUUUUCAGGAGACAACUAUUUACAGUCUGCUCCCUUGUUAAAGAGUGGUGCGAGAUGUCACCUUGCCACAGAAAGCGUUGACGUCAAUUCUAUCAACCUUGCUCCCCAAAUCUUCGACCAUCUUGUUCCUUAUCCUGUACCUUGCCCCCACCAUUCGCUCUGUGGCCGUUUUUAAACCUCAAUGGCCUUCUAAGGUCUCUGUUCCCGCCUCGUCUACUUGGGGCUGAAGAGAAUUGCACUUUAUUAUCCCUGAUGACAUCAUCAUCUCAUCAUGAGUGAUCGACACUUUUUGACUUGCGGCGAGCCACCUUGUCAUGGGUAUUUGGCGACAUUACGGUUCUUUUGCAUACAGAGAUCAAACGAUGUUUGUUCUUCCCGAUAGAUAUAGUGGUAGAUAUUUAGCCAUAUCGUAUUUUAAUUGAAUCAGAUUUCCUAGCUAUGUUGUUAGCAAUCACACGUCUGUGUAUUAACCAAAUAAAUGAAGCACUUCACGAAUGAAAAUUAGAAAUCACGAUACCGUAUUUUCGAAAAUAAUGAGCUCUCGAGGUUAAACCACGUUUGAUAGUUUUUGAUUCAAUAAAGCAACGAUGAACGUUAUCGACACUGUCAAACUGUUGCCGGUAUAAUUUUAAUUUAA